ACGUUCAUGCGAAGUAAAUUAUAAAUUUGAAAGGAAUUAUGUAUGUCAAAAUGUAAAUUUUGUUUGACUUGAACCUAUCCUUGAUAAAAUUUAUUGAAAUCGUCCGGUCAUGCUAGGUCUUUUCCGCAGAAAUGGUGCCUUUCCGGUGUCUAGUCAAUUUCGUCCAUAAUCUGGUUCCCCCCUGUAUUAAAGGCAGGCGACAAGUCGAGAAGUUUCGAGAAGCACAUGAUUUCAGAAUCAGCAAAUGCCCUAAGGCUAAUAUAAUAAGUGAAUAUGAUGAUAUUUACUGGUAUAUUGCUUUGCAUAUUUCUUCCUGUGUUGAAUGCAAUAGACACAGAAGUAUAUGUACAGGAACUCAAUUCCCAAAACUUUGCUGUUUGUCAUAAUAAGAGGAAGUUUUCUUGUCCUGACUCGAACAGUUCUCUGAAGUUAAGGAUAAAGUCUUGCGGUUUCAAAUGUGAACCAGGUACCACCUAUGUAUGCAAAAAUGAUAAAGGUGGCAGAGGUGUUUUAGAGUUCUGUUUCGAGCCUCAAAUUUGUGAAAAAGGACAAAUGAACAAGGUGUUCUUUGAUGACGAGCACCAGCAAAUUGUGAUACAGAAAAGUGUUUGCCCAGAUGGAUUUUUCCAGCCAGUCCGUGAUGACUGCUUCAAAGCGUGCACUGAUUUUAAACAUGAAGAUCCAGGCUUGAUUUCAUAUUGGGGUAUUAAAGUGUUAUAUUCAGGAAAUAAUACCCAUCCGGGUCGUGGAUACUGUGAUGUUGAUAAUGGAUUUGUAAGCUCGGACACCUCAAAGAUGUACACAAGUUUAGCUCAUAAUGAAGUUUCUGUCUGUGAAAAAUUGGAUACAUUUAAGAGUAUAUGUGGACCAGGAAAGCGACUUUUACCAAACAGACAAUGCGGUAAUAUAUGUAGGAAAGGAUAUGUAGUGGAUAGAUGGAACUAUUUUAAAUGCUCAAUGGGAUCUCAUAAUCGCAGUACUGUGAUAAAAGAAACCACUGCUCAUCCAGACCAAAAUGUAACUCC
This is a messenger RNA of Ruditapes philippinarum (Manila clam), 1025 nucleotides long. RefSeq lists its product as uncharacterized. Lineage: Eukaryota; Metazoa; Mollusca; Bivalvia; Venerida; Veneridae. The record is from RefSeq and is a predicted model, not a curated record. The transcript is spliced from 5 exons. The annotation marks the transcript as partial.